Molecule: messenger RNA, 363 nt
Organism: Cooperia oncophora
Lineage: Eukaryota; Metazoa; Nematoda; Chromadorea; Rhabditida; Trichostrongylidae
Source: the annotation of a GenBank genome assembly
AUGGCCUUGUGGCCGAUAUUACUAUUGUUACCAUCAUGUAUCGGCUCAAACAUACCAUGUGGCAAGUCGUUCCUACCGUGUCCGAAUGAAGACUCAAAAACCGAGACGCCGUUUGUACGAGAAAGUAAUCUUGUGCAAUCACAUCGGAUACCGGACGGCUUGUUUUGGGUGGCGGCGAACGAAGCGAAAAAAGAAACGCACGCCUUGUUCAACUACACAGAUCCCGGCUUCACACAUUCUGGUCACCCACUGACCACGUCAGUGGAACAGUGGACGCAAAUGCAUCACAUCGAUCGAAAAGCAGUCGAACGAAGUAAGGCCGCCUACACUUCGAUAGCCAUCACCAAGAGACUCACACUGUAA